AUGGCUACUCGAAAAUGCGCCGCGGUUGUUGUCGGAGCUGGCCCGGCCGGCGUCGCUGUCAUCGGAAACUUGCUGGAACGUCAACUAGGCACGAUAGCAUGGAUCGACCCAUAUUUCGAAGCCGGCAGAGUCAACAAGAACUAUCGCGAAGUCCCUAGCAACACCAAGGUAUCUCUAUUCCAAGCCUACGCAAAAGCAACCACGCCCUUCCAAAAGGCAAUCGAAAACACAAGCCUCCCAAACGCCUUUACAGCCCUAGAAAAGCUAGACCAAGACAAAACAUGCCACCUCCACUACGCAGCCGACAUGGUCCGCGGCCUAACAGACGGCCUGCAAAAGAUGGACGAAGUAUACGCCUGCCGGGGCUUCGUCUCAGCAGCAAAUCUAAGCGAAAGAUCAGGCACUCCAACUUGGACAAUCCGCAUCACACAAAAAGACAAUCCAGCAGAUCUCCAAAUCGAAACAGCCCGCCUGAUCCUCUGCACAGGUUCCCACCCAACGACAGUGCCCCUCCCAAUCCAAGACCCAACCCUCCAACGCCUGGAUCUGGACCUAGUGCUGAAACCAAGCGCGUUGGCUAAACACCUCCGCGCUGACAUCCCCGUCACAACAGCCGUCGUCGGUGCUUCCCACAGCGCCAUCCUAGCCCUCCUCAACUUAAUCAACCUAAACAAUACAACACACCCGAACCUCCGAGUGAAAUGGUUUACGCGCCACCCGCUCCGCUACGCAGAAUAUAAAGACGGCUGGAUCCUCCGCGAUAACACAGGACUUAAAGGAAUGGCCGCUGAAUUCGCGCGCACUCAACUCGAAGACGAUAAGCUAGCAACAUCGCCAGCCGGCAAAGUUGUCACCAAGAUCGAUUGCGGCGGUGGACGUGAAGCCGAAGCGGAGAUGUAUCAGCGUCAUAUGCCGGGCUGUGAUUACGUUGUUCAGGCUGUGGGAUAUACGCGUGAUCCAUUGCCGCAGUUGAAGAAGGAGGGUGCGCCACUUGCUAUUGAGUUUGAUCAUGGCAAUGGUCGUUUCCAUCAGACUGGUGGUGCGGAUGUUCCUGGUUUGUUUGGGGCUGGUAUUGCUUUCCCUGAAAGGGUUGUUGAUCCGCUUGGGAAUGUUGAGUAUGCGGUUGGGUUCUUUAAGUUUAUGAAGUUUUUGAAGAGGGUUGUGCCGACGUGGUGA
This is a messenger RNA of Penicillium antarcticum, 1176 nucleotides long. RefSeq lists its product as uncharacterized. Bases 1 to 1176 code for a protein of 391 amino acids. The record is from RefSeq and is a predicted model, not a curated record. The transcript is spliced from 2 exons. Lineage: Eukaryota; Fungi; Ascomycota; Eurotiomycetes; Eurotiales; Aspergillaceae.